AUGGAAAUGAACCACCUCAUAGGUCAACGAUUCAACCUGAUCUCCAAGAGCGACAUUCGCUAUGUCGGUACUCUACACGAAAUCAACCCCGAAGCCUCGACGAUAGCCCUCGAGAAUGUCAUGUCAUUCGGCUCCGAAGGGCGCCGUGGAAAUCCUGCAGAUGAGGUGCCUCCGUCCACCAGCGUUUACGAAUACAUCGUGUUCCGAGGAAGUGAUGUGAAGGAUAUUAGCAUCGCUUCGGAUGAGCAAAAAGAGCCCCCACAGCAUGAGGCCCCUCGGGUACCAGAUGACCCGGCCAUCCUCGGAGGCAUGCCACGACCUAAUCCCGGUCAAGGACCUGAUUCGGCGCCAGCUCCUCAGAACCUUCCUCAGGGACCUCCCAAGCCACCUCAGGGAGCUGGCCCAACACCUCCCGGUUAUCCCCAACAGCCUCAAUUCCAACAGGGCUUCUACCCACCUUAUGGACAAUUCGGACCCCCUCCUCCGUUCCCCCCUGGUCCCGGUUUCCCUCCAUACGGCGCUCCACCUGGUUGGUACCCUCCCCCUGGCCAUGGAUUCCCACCUGGUCCUGGCCAAUUCCAACCUCCCAUGCCCAUUGGCCCUGGCCAGCAGCCUGGAUCCCAGCGCCCGGGACCUCCUGGUGCCACCCCCGCACCACAACUCAACUCUGAACUGCCGGUCGGGGAUAAGGCUACCAGCGACAAUGUAACACCUGCAGCUCAGAAAGCCCCCACUCCCCCAGUCCAAUCCAAGCCGUCCGUGGCUGAAGCUACUGCCCCUGUGACUGCUGCCCCAGCAAAGAGCGGCCGAGUCAUGCCCGCCAUACCGAUCGCUGCCCCCCGUCAGGCGGCCCCGGUCCCCCAAAUUUCUACUGCCCCUCGAGGAAAUAGCCAGCAAGUUACCGAUGCCACUGCGGCUGCCACAGCUGCUGUCGCUGCCGCUAUGGCCAAGCUGCCUCAGCCCGGACAAUCCGAUGGUGCCAUCGAUGCGCUCAAUCAAAAGAUGCACCAAAUGCGUCCUUACGACAACAACCGUGCUCCCCGAGGCGGUCACUCACAUCCCCGCGGAGGUCGCGGCGGACCUCGCCCUCAGCAACAACACAAGAAGAUUGAUGUUCCCCAGUCCGAUUACGAUUUCGAAACCGCAAAUGCCAAGUUCAACAAACAGGAUCUGGUGAAAGAAGCUAUUGCCACUGGAGUUCCAGCUGCUGAGGCUGAGGCCCAAGCCCAUGCGGCCGAGGAGGCGGCAAACUUGGAGUCAAUGUCCAAUGCCGGCGGGUCCUCUAACCCGGGAUACAACCGCGGCUCUUCUUUCUUUGACAACAUCUCCAGCGAGGCUCGUGAUCGUGAGGAUAACACUGCUCGUGUCGGCGGUCGCGAAUGGCGCGGAGAGGAGGAGAAGCGCAACAUGGAGACCUUUGGACAAGGCAGCGUCGAUGGCUACCGUCCCAACUACCGUGGACGUGGACGUGGCCGCGGUUAUGGCCGUGGUCGCGGUGGCUAUGGUCGUGGCUACGGCCGUGGCCGGGGAGGCAUGCGUGGUGGUCGAGCUGCUUCUGAGUCUACCGGUGUGCCAUCACAGGGCUGA
Penicillium soppii is the source of this 1587-nucleotide messenger RNA. RefSeq lists its product as uncharacterized. The transcript is spliced from 4 exons. The coding region runs from base 1 to 1587 and encodes 528 amino acids. Gene Ontology annotation, biological process: cytoplasmic stress granule assembly; P-body assembly. NCBI's taxonomy places the organism in Eukaryota, Fungi, Ascomycota, Eurotiomycetes, Eurotiales, Aspergillaceae. Gene Ontology annotation, cellular component: P-body. The record is from RefSeq and is a predicted model, not a curated record. Gene Ontology annotation, molecular function: mRNA binding.